UGGCCGUGUCACAUUUUCCUCAAUGCCUUCUAUCCUCCAACUAAGUUGUUCUCUAGGUUUCGAGUAGCAAGGCGCUGGGCGUGGCCAUGGCGCUCACGGCGGGGACGAGCGCGGCGUGCUGCUCGGCGAUGCCAUCGUGCCUCCGCGAGGAUUCGCAAUGGUUUGGGGAGGAGCGCAUGGCGUGGCCGAGAUUUUUCAGAGGCAGCACAGGGAUUAGGGGAAGGAGCACGAGCAGCACCGCUAGUAGCAGCAGAUUUUGCGUGGUUUCGAGGAUGGGAGGCGGUAGAAGGGGAGGAAGGAGUGGCGGUGGGAGAAGAGGUGGUCGAGGACGAAGGGGCAAUAGGGGCGCGGAGACUGUGAGUGAGGAUGAUGGCCCAACGAUGAAUGAGCGCAUCAGAGCUCCAAUUCUUCGUCUUAUUGGAGAGGACUCACAGCAGAUUGGGAUUGUUCCAAGGGAGGAUGCGUUUCAAAGGGCUGAACGAUUAGAGCUUGAUCUCGUUCUUAUUUCAGCUGACUCCGAUCCACCGGUGGCCAAGUUGAUGGAUUACAGCAAAUACAAGUACGAGCAGCAAAAGAAGAAAAGGGACCAGCAGAAAAAAGCAGCUGCUAGCAGAGUGGAGAUCAAAGAAUUGAAAAUGAGAUAUAACAUCGAUACUCACGACUACGAAGUUCGACUGAAGCAAGCGAAGAAUUUCCUAAAAGAUGGCGACAAGGUGAAAGUGUUCAUGCCUUUCAGAGGCCGAGAAGCCCAAUUCAAGGAUUUGGGCGUGAAGCUCCUAAGAAAAUUCGAGGAAGACAUUGGAGAGAUGGGAUCCCUGGAAAACAAACUAGCUGACGAAGGGAGAACAAUGUACAUGACAUUAGCACCCAACAAGAUCCAGGCCUCCAAGUCGGAGAAAUCCAAGCCGAGGCAAUCCAAGGACGAGGAGGACGAAGAAAUCGUGUCCGAGAGCGAUGAGAUUGCUGAGAGUGAAGAAGAAGAAGACGAAGAAAACGAUGGCGAUGAUUCGGCCGAAGAAGAAAUCCGCGAAGAACAGGCAACAGCGGCCACAGUCUCUUAAAGAGCUUUUUUUUUUGGUUCCUUGUUGUACAGGGCGAUUAGUUUGUUUGAAAAGAGUAUAUUCCUUUGGCA
Selaginella moellendorffii is the source of this 1132-nucleotide messenger RNA. RefSeq names its product translation initiation factor IF-3. Bases 87 to 1061 code for a protein of 324 amino acids. The record is from RefSeq and is a predicted model, not a curated record. Gene Ontology annotation, molecular function: ribosome binding; translation initiation factor activity. Gene Ontology annotation, biological process: translational initiation; ribosome disassembly. The transcript has 9 exons. Lineage: Eukaryota; Viridiplantae; Streptophyta; Lycopodiopsida; Selaginellales; Selaginellaceae.